Messenger RNA from Penicillium malachiteum, 2085 nucleotides. It is a transcript of the gene dspD, whose product is annotated as putative protein-tyrosine phosphatase. Gene Ontology annotation, cellular component: nucleus; cytoplasm; cytosol. Bases 1 to 2085 code for a protein of 694 amino acids. Gene Ontology annotation, biological process: negative regulation of MAPK cascade; protein dephosphorylation. Lineage: Eukaryota; Fungi; Ascomycota; Eurotiomycetes; Eurotiales; Aspergillaceae. The transcript has a single exon. The record is from RefSeq and is a predicted model, not a curated record. Gene Ontology annotation, molecular function: protein tyrosine/threonine phosphatase activity; MAP kinase tyrosine/serine/threonine phosphatase activity.
AUGCCGGUACAAACAAGUCCACCGUCCUUCCUGGACUCGUUUCCUUCAUUUAUGUCCGUCUAUGGUGGUCUGCCUCCUCGAUUUGAAGAAGAAUCAUCAGGCUGCCACUUGCAUGCUUCACCUCAAUUUCCUACGCGGCGACUUCCCGUUCAUCGCGAAAGUGUUUCCUCCUCUGCCUCUGCCUCUACUGAAUCCUCCCCAACUACUACGAUCUCUCCCUUUGAUUCACCCUCCGGUGGGGAUAUCUCUCCUAGUUCCUCUCCCGAAUCCCCCUCGGCAAUGCCCUUAUCGUAUCCGAAAUUCACACCUCCUACUCACGCUUUCGAAGUUGCUAGACCGACCAUGUCAGCAGACUCCCGCUUGUUUCCAGGACCAAAAACGGCGCGUCCACCUUCACCAGGUCGGCGCGCGCGUAAUUUAAAGAACUUGUCGUUGCGAAUGCCCCCACCAUCUCAAUCUCGACCUCCUAUCGCGACCGCGCCCUUGGUGGAGACAUCGUCGUCACACGGGCUUUCUGCCCCGCCAUCUCCAAUUCAGAUCCCCCAAAAGAGCAACCGACGUCGUCCGGCCAAUCUCACCAUUCAAACUCCUUCGUUCAAGCAAUCUUUCUCUGGAGCCGACCUGGUACCCCCGACUCCAUCUCUGGGACUCCAAUCUCUCCGUCAUGCCGAAUCCUCUCCUUCCUUAGCAUCGUUCGCUUCGCCCUCCUUUGGUCCUCAAGGUGGUAUGCAGCUGCCUCGCCCAAUCUCACACCAAAGCACGCGUCGAUUCUCUGCUGCCUUUUCUGAAGAUAUCAAGACUUCCCUGGCUUCAAUCCCCGAUGAUGACCCCACGAUCUGCCACCGCGUUCUCCCCGGUCUGGAUGAAGAGGAUGACCACCUUGAUUCUCGCGAAUCGACCAAGAAGAAAGACCGCGGCUAUCCCGAUGGCCCCAUUCUCAUCUAUGAUACCGGUGUUUAUCUUUAUUUGGAACCGACCGCCGAGGAGGCAUCCAAGUUUGAUACAGUGAUCAACGUGGCCAAGGAAGUUCGGAACCCUUUUAACAAGGAUAAGGAGGAGCGAAAUGAUACCGUGAUGAGCGCCUGGCGCAACGCAUCCAUGGCCUCAAAACGCUUCUCUUUUGACGAUCCUCAGACCGCUAUGUCCGAGAUAUCUUUCAAAUCCGCUUUUGAGUUCCAGCCAGACUCUGAAUCAGCAACUCCUACCCCAUCCCUUCCUACUCCCAAAUCCGCCGCGAUACCUGAAUACCUCCAUGUCGGUUGGGACCACAACUCUGAGAUUUUGGAUGAUUUACUACCCCUGUGUGAGCUUAUUGAUGAGCGAAUUUCCCAGGGUAAGAAGGUUCUGAUCCACUGCCAGUUGGGCGCUAGUAGAUCAGCAUCAUUGGUAAUUGCGUAUGGACUGUACAAGAACCGUCACAUGGACUUUAACUCCAUGUACGAAGCGGUUAAGAGUCGCAGUCAAUGGGUCGGGCCAAACAUGAGUCUGAUUUAUCAGCUCACGGAUUUCCGCGGUCACUUGCAGCGCGGAUCAUCCUCGCGGCCUGCUCCGGCGGAGUGGUUUCAAGGUGGCCGAAGAAGCUCUGAACCGCAGUUCCUCCGUGAAGAGCGAGCUGCGAGGGAAGAGACUUCUCGGCCUCCUUUCCGCGGCCUGGCGCCGAUUCCUUCGAUGGGUGGAUUGAAUCUUCCCCCUUCAAGCCCGGCCCGACCCAAGACUAGUGAUAACGGUGCGAGGUCGCCUAAGCGUAGCUUGUCGCCGCGUCCUCUACCAUUCAGACAAAAGUUCCAGUCUGUGGAGCCUGCUCCUGGUCGUCCACGAGGAUUUCCACGCAAUGUGAGCAGCUGUGACCCACUAGUCCAAACGCAUGUGUAUGUGCGUGAUGCCCCUGAUUUGGGCGUUGGACUUUUCUCCCCGAGAACUUCGGGUUUCUUGUCCCCUCCCCCGGUUAUACCUCAGUUUACUCGAAUUGAUCGAGUGGCAGACCGUUCCAGCUCAGUGAACUAUGCAGAGGAAACGGCAGACCCUCGAUCUCCUCCAGCAGGAGGCGAGCGGAUGAUCAUGAGGAACAUUGAUGAGUUCCUGUAA